UUACAUCUUUCUGAAGACGGCAGAUAAAUCUCAACACCGUUAGAGCACCAACGAAUACACAAAACCCGGUCUUCUUCUACAGGCCAUCGUUUCUUUUGUCUUUCUCUGUGUCCAGUAAGGCACAUUUUCUUCAAGCUGAAGAUUUCUCUGACAGGUGGGAUGAAAUGCACAUUCUAUAAGCGAUACAGUAUGUCGUUUAAUCUCUUUUACGGCUUUCGAGUUUUUCAGCUUUUCAAAAACAUUUUGCAUCGUAUCUUGUGUUGACAUCGAGAUUCAUCAUUUAAUGAUAACAUUUUUAUAUGCCAGAAAGUAUUUAGAUUUUUGAUAGCCAAAAUGUACGAUUCCAGAACACAAGUGUUUAUGAUUUUCUUUUCAUUUUUCAAUCGAGCAGUUUAGUUUAAUAGCAUGUGACUGCUGUUCAAAGUGUGAUUCGAUGCUGUUUAAAAAUGAUUCGUAACUAACUAUUAAGUUAAUAAAAGUUUUGUGCCUGCAGGUAAUCCUGCAUUCAUAAAUGAAUGAACGUUUCAUGUGAUACUUUGGAUCUUUGGAUUUUCCAAGGCACAGUACUUUGAUGACUUUUGCAAAACUCUUCACACAGUUCUCCUAACUAACUUUCAACUUGGCACAGCAGUUCAUUUCAAAAUCAAAACACUUCGUAUGUCUCAGAUCAGCACAUUAAAGCAAAGGUUUUCACCCAACAAACACACAUUGUCACUUAUAAAACACAGACCUAAAAAACACUAACUAACAUUAUACAGUGUUUCCUUUUGUAUUUUGUUUUACAAAACAGGAAUGACUCUCCCUACUGUUUACAAUUCACUGCAUGUUACACAUUUGAAGUUUAGCAAAUGAUUUAUUCCAAAUGGUUCAUUUAGCUGAUUUUUGUGCCAUGCUGGAAAUAUACAUUUUAAUGUUUUUAUAUAUAUAAAAGAGGACUUGCGAAUGUUCUCCCCAAUGGAAAAUACACAUCUUCGGACCAUGAUUAAAAAUUACACAAAAAAUAAUCAUAUUGACUUAUGUGAUAUUUUGUCUUUUGCGUGUUUCAGAUAAUGGGCGAGUUUCACUGAAUGAUGAAGAAUAUGUCCCAUCCGCUGUUUAUUUUGUUCUUUCUACUGAGACUCUUGUGUGGUGAAUUUUAAACUUUAAUUCAAUAGCGUUUGCCCACAAAUCUUCUGUAUGUUUGUGUCCCCCGGAUAUUUUUUUCUUUUAUUAUUUUACUGUAUUAUUUACAGUUUGUAUAACAUGAUUUCUGUCUGUGUUUCAGAUGUGUCUAGCGAUGGAGUGCAGACAGGAAUGGUCAACUCUCAUGAUACUGAGAUCCCAGAGAUUACCAGAGAUUAUUUAAUUGGAUCAAAAUGUGCCGUGGUGUGUUCAGUGUCGAGUGUGUCGCAGGCGAAUCUCACGUGGUAUAACGGAAGCAAUUUAUACUCCAGCGUCAUGAUUUCUGAUUUCAACACCAAACUCUACUUAGAGGUGGAACAUCAGGAUAAAAGCAACUACAGCUGCGUGCUGUCCAGUACACACAUCAAUAGCAUUAUAUAUUUAAACGUUUCCCGUCUGUGUCAGUCAUGUUCAGGUGGAACAAUAAAAAUGAUGCCAGUGAGUGAUGGAGAGUCGGUCACUUUAUCCACAAACCUUAAGGAAAGACAAAAAGACAUGCAGUGGUAUUAUUAUGAAAACUCGUUUAUCUGGAAACUUCUUGAAAACACGACUAUAUACCAUAAGCAUGAUGAUGGUAGAUUCACAAACAAACUGCAGGUGGACAAUAACACUGGAUCUCUUACCAUCAACAACAUCCGUGAAAUAAAUGCAGGGCUCUUUCUACUGAUCACUUAUAAACCACUCAUGGAUCAACUAUGUUAUAAAGUUACUGUGAACGAUCAUCUGCCUGUUCCUGUCAUCACCAGAAACUCUUCUCAAUGUUCUUCAUCAUCAGAAAGAUCUUCAGUGUCAAAAUGUGUGUUGUUGUGUUCAGUGAUGAAUGUGACACAUGUGAGUCUCUCCUGGUACAAAGGAAAGAGUUUAUUGUCCAGCAUCAGUGUGUCUGAUCUCAUCAUCAGUCUCUCUCUACAUCUGGAGGUGGAAUUUCAGGAUACAAACACAUACAGAUGUGUCAUCAAAAGUUCAUUUUCCAACAAAACUACACAACUCAACUUCAAUGAACUAUGUAAAGAUCACCAGCAAUCAAAUGUUAUUGCUUUUGUUGGUGUUGCUCUUGCUGUUGUUGCUGUUGCUGCUUGUGUUCUGUUGAUCUGGUGGAAAAGGAAAUUUCCACGUCAAAAGGGCAACUACCAUCUGGCUACAUAUGCCAGUGCAGAACACGAUGUGGUCAGAUUUGUUGCUGCACAAGCAAAUGGUUGAUGCUUUACACCUUCACAGUACAUUUUUACAGUGUAAACCAUUGAAUGUCAAAUUACCUCAUUUAAUGCAGUGUGUGUUUAUGUAACAGGGGCAUCUGCACAGGACACAUCAGACAACAGACCUAAUGAGGAGUCACGUUUGAUCACAUCAUUAUCACAGGAGAACAUGCCCUCAAAUCAACAUUGCUGCUUUUAGUUAGAAUUUUGUUUCUGAUAACGAUGUAUCCACAAAAACAGUUGUACACUGAGAACAUCUGAGUACAUUUAUGUUGCACUUAUUUAUGUAUAUCAAGAACAAGUCAACAAACAUAAGCGGGGCAUAUACUGCUCAUAUAUAUCAUGCGUCUAUGUGUGUUUUUUCAUUUGUACUGUUCUUUUUUGUAUGCUUUGAGUUUGUUUUAUUUCUUCGUUCACGUUAGACAGUUUUAUGCAAAAACGGCUGUGUGAAAUAAAAAUGAUUGUGAUAAUGAAAAUACACGUAAUGAGCUGUACACAGACUUCUAUUCUCGUCUAUGCACAUCACUGUAUUUAAAUGC
Triplophysa rosa is the source of this 2896-nucleotide messenger RNA. RefSeq lists its product as uncharacterized. The coding region runs from base 1177 to 2361 and encodes 394 amino acids. Lineage: Eukaryota; Metazoa; Chordata; Actinopteri; Cypriniformes; Nemacheilidae. The record is from RefSeq and is a predicted model, not a curated record. The transcript has 6 exons.